This is a messenger RNA of Lingula anatina, 2900 nucleotides long. Its product is annotated as putative transcription factor p65 homolog. The record is from RefSeq and is a predicted model, not a curated record. Gene Ontology annotation, cellular component: nucleus; cytoplasm. Gene Ontology annotation, molecular function: RNA polymerase II cis-regulatory region sequence-specific DNA binding; DNA-binding transcription factor activity, RNA polymerase II-specific. NCBI's taxonomy places the organism in Eukaryota, Metazoa, Brachiopoda, Lingulata, Lingulida, Lingulidae. Gene Ontology annotation, biological process: inflammatory response; cellular response to stress; innate immune response.
GUUUCACCUUGGGCUUUUCCCAUGCUUAUUUUUAGAAGAGUGAUAUCAGGGAAUUUUUCGAUCUCUUGAAAUAUACUACAAAUUUCCACCGUAAACCAUUCAUAUAUACACAGUGAGUGGAUGAACCUAUCGCUUUUUGCAUGCUGGUUUAAAGUUAUAAUUUCAUAUCCAAGAUACAUAGUUGACAUUGACAACCAUCGUGCGUAGUACUAGCUGACUUGUGGUAUUUGGAAAACAACAUUGAAAGAUGAACAGUGCAGACUUUACUGACCUGAUGCAGCAAGCAAAUGUUGACAUGAUGACAGCACAAAAUGAACCCGCUUUUACCAUGUCAGAUGUUGAUGCCAUAUUGAGAAACGAAGAUGACAGCUCCCAGCAGUCACUGUAUAGACCCCAACCAACAACUGAUGCUGCUGCUAACAUGCCAAAAGAAGUGAGAGAUGUCUGGGUUCAAAUUGUUGAGCAGCCUCGACAGAGAGGAAUGAGAUUCCGCUAUGAAUGUGAAGGAAGAUCUGCUGGUAGCAUCCCAGGAGAAAACAGCACAAACGAACAAAGGACCUUCCCAGCAAUUAAGAUAAACAAUUAUAAAGGUCCAGCAGUGAUUGUGGUCAGUGUUGUGGACAAAGGUAGCCCUCCAAAACCUCACCCCCAUGCCUUGGUGGGCAAAGACUGCACAAAGGGAGUGUGCACUGUUAAGAUCCGAUCCACAGGACAACCUAUACAAUUUCCAAACCUUGGAAUUCAGUGUGCCAAGAAGAAAGAUGUCUCAGAAGCUUUAAAGCAGAGGGAACAGAUCCGAGUUGACCCAUUCCAAACGGGGUUUAAGCACAUGAAAUCCAGCAACAUUGACCUGACCGUUGUAAAACUUUGUUUCCAAGUGUUUCUACCUGAUGAAAAUGGAAAGUUUACCAAAAUUGUCCCACCAGUUGUGUCCCAGCCCAUCUUUGACAAAAAAGCCUUGAAUGACCUGGUUAUCUGUCGUCUUAGCAGGCAUGCUGGCAAUGUCCGAGGAAAUGAUGAGGUGUUUUUGCUCUGUGAUAAGGUUCAAAAGGAGGACAUCCAAGUGCGCUUUUAUAAGGAGUCGGAUAAUGGGGAUCUGGAGUGGGAAGGAUUUGGGGACUUUGGGCAGAGUGAUGUGCAUAGACAGGUGGCCAUCGUCUUCAAGACUCCUGCUUUUCGUGACACACAAAUUGGGACACCUGUGAGUUGCUUUCUUCAACUAAGGAGACCCUCGGACGGAGAAGUCAGUGACCCAAAACCAUUCCAGUUCAUGCCAGAUGACACUGACCUUGCAUUUAUUGACCGUAAGCGCAAGAGGAAGGUACUUAACAUGACUGGGAUGGAUAUCAGUGGGCAAGCACCAGUUGUGUACUCAGGCCCACCAGAUCCUGCACAGAACCCACUUACUCAGAGGCAGAUUAUCAACGACAGGCUGAGAAAGAAAGCCACCAGAAAUCAGCCACAGCAGCAGUUCAAGAGUGAAGCUCCCCCACCUCAGUCUUGCAUGUACCAGCAGACUGGUCUACCAGCACAGGCCAACACUGCCACCUUCAACUACAGCAACACUGCUAUGGGCAGUGUCACUAUGGCCCCAAAUACAGUCCAAGACCUCAAUGCCAUCCAUUACCCACCUGCCCACAUGUCCACUGCCGCAGCAGGUGCCCCUGUGGACCUUAUGUCCACUGGAGGGGGGCAGCAGAGUGGGGGUCAGAUGAAAACGGGGUUUGAACCAAUGCAGCUGAGCAGCAGUGACUUCAAGUUGAACAGCUCUGAGAUGAGAUUGGAUUCAGAUUUCAAGUUAGAUUCGGGGAAUAUCAGAAGCCUGAUGCAGAUGAAUAGUGGAGAGCUGGCCCAGUAUCUUGCAGAUCCUAAUUUGUCUACCACACAAGCACAAGGUGUUGCAACAGAAGCACAACCGUAUUAUGACCCAAGUGUAGCUGCUAAUGAGCAGGUUGUGAGUGAUGACUCUCAGCUAAUACUAAAUACUGCUGAUGCAAUCAUAGGAUUGAAUGCAUCCUAAAUACUGAAAAGCCUCUGUAUGUUUAAAUUGUACAAAUUGUAAUGUACUCGGGAAGAAGUUCUAUCCUCCAGAUAUUUUAGAAUCUUAAUUUUGUAAUGCAAGCUUCAAAUUAAGUUAAAAUGAAACUAUUCAGUAGUCUUCUACACGUAAUAAACUCUUUUUAUGAGUUUUGAAAUGUAAAUAGUAGGAAUGUAAAUAGGGAUAUCAUCCUGAUGUUGAUCAUGCUGUACAUAAUGUGCUCACUAAACUUUGUCUAGUUGUCAACCAUUAGUUGAAAAGUUGUCAUCAAAAUUUAGUCACAUCAGCUUUUAUACAGGUGCUUUUUUGUUGCUAAUUAGGUCAGGCUGCUGUAGAAUUUAUCUUGCAACUAACUGUACAGUUAAAAUAAUCUUAUUCUAGAUGUGAAAAGCAGAUUAACAAUUUAAAAGAUUAUGAUGGUAAAAUGUGAAGUCUUUGUAUAAUAUAAUUGUAAUUUGUUAUUUUCUUGAAACAAGGAAAAUGAUCAUCACAUUUUGAGAAUGGGAUGCAAAAUGUUUUACAAACAAAUAUUAUAUCAGUAACUUUGAAUGUGGUAAUGGGAUCUUUGCAGAAACUUGUAUAAUUGUAAAUGAAACAAAUCUGGCAUACGUUUUAUUAAUAAAUGAAGCUUAGAUAAUCUCCUUACUGUGUGUGACUUAUAAAAGCUGAGUGACAAACACAAUUCGGUAGAGAUUAUCAAACUGAUAAGUGUAGGUUACAAUCUUUGAAACAGUCCAAAGAAGUGAUGGUCACUCCUCUUAGCUGCAAAAUGUCAACUAAUGUGAAUAUACAAAGAAUAAAGUAUUUCUUGUGAAUACAUAAUUUGUUUUGAAAUAAAGGCAAACGAAAUGGCUUCUUCUGA